UCUCAACCGUACAUUCGCAAGUGCGGCGAUGGAUGUACUGAAUACAAAUUGCUCAUCGUUACCGACCUUGAUAGGGCUUCAAAAGCUGGUGACUGGACAUGGAGAGCUGUUACCCGACAAGGUCUCUUGAAGUUGGAUAUUCAUCGUAACCCUCACGUGAGCAUCAAGUGGGAACCAGACAGAAACUUGACGUCGUAA
This is a messenger RNA of Haemonchus placei, 198 nucleotides long. NCBI's taxonomy places the organism in Eukaryota, Metazoa, Nematoda, Chromadorea, Rhabditida, Trichostrongylidae. The record is from the annotation of a GenBank genome assembly.